UGAAAGUGCAUGCAUUUCCCCUCCGUGGAUGUGAUGCUACUACUCGUCAAUUCCUACUAAGCUGGUGGGAUCUACAUUCGAAACUUGAAAAGCUCAACAAAAAGCUAUGUGUAACCCGAAACCCUCAUCUCCAAUAUCCUCAUUCCUCUGUUCCAAGAAAACCCUUUUCAUGAAUAAUCCCAACAAAACUAUAAACGACGACGAUGAUGACAACAACAACAAUCUCCAUCCCCGUGUUGGUGAUAUUGAUCAAGACGAACUUCACAGAUGGCCAACCCCUUCCGAGGCCGUGGAAGAAAUCAAGGCCAUAGCAAAGAUCUCCGGCCCGACGGCGAUAACCGGGCUUCUCCUCUAUUCCCGCGCCAUGAUCUCCAUGCUCUUCCUCGGCUACCUCGGCGAGCUCGAACUCGCCGGCGGGUCCCUCUCGAUCGGGUUCGCGAACAUCACCGGCUACUCCGUAAUCUCCGGCCUCGCCAUGGGAAUGGAACCCAUCUGCGGCCAAGCCUUCGGAGCCAAGCAACGGAAGCUUCUAGGCCUAACUCUCCAGAGAACAGUCCUCCUCCUCCUCUCCAUCUCCGUCCCCAUCUCCUUCAUGUGGCUCAACAUGAAGACCAUCCUCUUAUGGUGUGGCCAAGACCAGGAGAUCUCUUCUAUGGCUCACACUUUCAUCCUCUUCUCAAUCCCCGACCUCUUUCUCCUCUCCCUUCUUCACCCUCUGAGAAUUUACCUCCGGACUCAGAGCAUCACAUUGCCGUUGACUUACUGCUCCGCCGUCUCAGUCCUUCUCCACGUGCCGUUGAAUUUCCUCUUGGUCGUCAAACUCAAAAUGGGCAUUUCUGGUGUCGCCAUAGCCAUGGUCUGGACAAACCUAAACCUAUUAUUGUUUCUGUUGGCGUUUGUCUACUUCUCCGGUGUUUAUACGGAUUCAUGGGUUUCCCCUAGUACGGACUGUCUCAAAGGUUGGUCUUCUUUACUCUCUUUGGCCGUUCCCAAUUGCAUAUCCGUAUGCCUGGAGUGGUGGUGGUACGAGCUGAUGAUAAUGCUUUGCGGACUUCUUGCGAAUCCCAAGGCGACCGUGGCAUCCAUGGGGAUUCUGAUCCAAACGACGUCGUUGGUGUACGUUUUCCCGUCGUCGUUGAGCCUCGGGGUCUCCGCUCGGGUCGGGAACGAGCUCGGCGCCAACCGUCCCGCCAAGGCCAGGGUGUCGAUGAUCGUCUCCCUGGCCUGCGCGGCAGGGUUGGGCCUUCUGGCUAUGGUAUUCACCACCUCGAUGCGACAUAUAUGGGGAAGGCUCUUCACCAACGACGCGGAAGUGCUGGAGCUGACCGCGGUGGCGCUGCCGAUCGUGGGGCUUUGCGAGCUCGGAAACUGCCCGCAGACGACCGGGUGCGGGGUACUAAGAGGGAGCGCUAGGCCUACAAUUGGAGCCAACAUAAAUUUGGGGUCGUUUUACUUGGUGGGAAUGCCUGUGGCCAUAUUAAUGGGGUUUGUGGCAAAGUUGGGGUUUUCUGGGCUUUGGCUUGGAUUGCUUGCGGCUCAAGGAACCUGCGCUUUGCUCAUGGUUUACGUCCUCUCCACCACCGAUUGGAUGGUUCAAGUCCAGAGAGCAAGAGACCUCACACAGAAUAAUAAUACUACUACUACCGCUACUACUCUUAAUAACAAAACUAAUAAUGAUAACAAUAAUAUUAAUAAUGCUACUACUAACAACAACAAGAAUAUUGUUAAUCCUCCAACCUUAUUGCCGAUUAAGCAUGUGAUUAAGGAAGGCAAUAACAAGAUUAAGGCGAUUAAUGGUGGUGGUGGUGGUUGUGAUCAUCUAGAACUUGAAGAGAUUGUGAUCAAGUCGGAUUCAUCAACGCAAGAAACUGAGCCUCUCAUAUCUGCUGCAGAUGAUCACACACGUAGCAGUAGCAGUGAUAAGCAUUAAAUCGGAAUAUAUAUAUAUAUAUAUAUAAUUAAUUAUUCUCGUGAUGAUCUCCCAUUUUUGCCUCUCGUACGUGGCUGAGGACAAAU
Morus notabilis is the source of this 2016-nucleotide messenger RNA. Its product is annotated as protein DETOXIFICATION 48. Gene Ontology annotation, cellular component: membrane. The record is from RefSeq and is a predicted model, not a curated record. Gene Ontology annotation, biological process: xenobiotic detoxification by transmembrane export across the plasma membrane. The transcript has 3 exons. Bases 107 to 1930 code for a protein of 607 amino acids. Lineage: Eukaryota; Viridiplantae; Streptophyta; Magnoliopsida; Rosales; Moraceae. Gene Ontology annotation, molecular function: xenobiotic transmembrane transporter activity; antiporter activity.